UAGCUUUCUGGUUCCCCGGUCAAAUAAACUAUUUGCUAUACAUAAAUGCCUCUUCCCCACUCCACCAACCCCUCGCUUUACUCUCCCUAGCUCUUACGCUCCUUCCUCCCUCCAUCCAUAACAAAUUUAUUUGCAGUACUCCAAUUCUAUUGUGAGAGCCCAUUGUCAUUUGUCAAGGACAAGAAUGUUCUAUUAGCUUCCACUGCCUAUUCGUGCUCCCCAUCUUUCUCCAAAAACUUUCGUAUUCACAGCUUAAAUAUCUUUUUCUGUUUUACAUCUAUUAAUUAGGUCCUACUCCUUCCAAUGGAUACUUCCAAACCACAAUCUGCCAAACAGCUAAAAGAACAUCUCCAACACCACCAAGAGCCUUUUUCAUUGCAAAGUUACCUCAUCGAAAGAAGUUACAUGUUCAAGAACUCCAGCUCUGAUAGUAGCAACAUUCAACACCUUUAUUCAGCCAAGGAUCUGAAGUGGUCCAUCAAAUAUGAUUUACACAAGAUAAGGAAAAGGUUAUUACAUGCUUCAGGGAUACUAAGAUCACUAUUAUACAAGUUCAUUCCCACAGAAGACAACCAGGAGUUCUCAAAUGAAGAGCACAACAGUGAUCUAUAUUAUGUGCAUGAAUACUUAACAGCACACACUCAGGCAACUCAACAAACAGAUUCACUGAAAACCUUAGCUGUGUCGUCGUGUCAUUUUACUAACAAUGAUGUUCAGGACAAGGUUUUGCCGGCAAACAUGUUUCAGACACUCACACUCCCCAAAUUGAGAAGAUCAGAGGUUGAUAAAGGAACCAAACCAUAUUGGAUAACCUCAAAAGAGAACAGGCAGCAAUUUAGCAGAGAAUCAGGAUGGAAAGAACCAUUACCCAAUGCAGUGUGUGACUUAAAGAGUUCAGAGGGCCAGGCUCCAACUUUGUCCCAGAAACUUGUUAGAGAGUAUGUUAGAAAGCUACUAGUGAACUCAAAUAUUCUGAAAUUCAGACGUGCAAAAAAAGACAAAGACAAAAUACAGGAGAUAUGCGGAAGAUACAGAAGGAAGCAGCUACAGUUUGACUAUGUAGAAAAUGAAGGUAAAGCUGUUUCAGAAUCUGAAGACUUCAACUUGUUGGAGAAACAAUAUAGACAGGUUAAAAAGAUGAGCCAGCUGUUGUACGCAGAAUCCUGUGUAGCAUCAGAAGAGUGGAAAAGCUUCCAAAUCGUAAAUUGGGAGAUAUGCAAGGAGAUAGGAGAUUCAAUCACGGAUGAGAUUGUCAGAGAAAUAAUUGAUUUAAUCAGGCUUGGUUAAGUAGCAUUUAGGACCAUGUUGAAUGUAUUAACAUCAAGGAAGGAUAUUGUCUAUUAUGCCUAUUCCAGUCAUGGAGAUUUCACAUUGGCCUCGGUUAGACAAUGACACCUAUGUUCAUGUAAAUUCACGUUGCAGACUUGGGAUGGGUUUCUCUAGACCAAAUUACAGAUAUCUUUUACAAUUAUUUUAGCUUGAGUAGUGUCCGAACCUAGUCCUGAUCAUGAUAAUUGACAGGGACGAUAGAUGGUAGAUUAACCGAGCCAAGGUUGGUUCUGUUCAAGAUAUUACAAUAUGGUUAUGUGUCUAAGCGGGGGAGGUAUAUGCAUGCCAAAGAGACAUGAAUGAGCAAGUGAGUAGUACUUUAAGGUGUUUAUGUGUCAAAACAUACGGUCCCAUGUUGAAGGAGUUAAGCAAUAAACUGCUCCUCUAUGCACUAAGGUUGAGUUUGUAGGUGGUCGUUGGUUGGAAGCUAAUUAAAAUCGCCAAUGAUCAAAUUCUAA
Molecule: messenger RNA, 1787 nt
Organism: Glycine soja
Lineage: Eukaryota; Viridiplantae; Streptophyta; Magnoliopsida; Fabales; Fabaceae
Exons: 3
Coding region: 304-1287 (327 amino acids)
Source: RefSeq, a predicted model, not a curated record